Drosophila subpulchrella is the source of this 3409-nucleotide messenger RNA. RefSeq names its product neurotrophin receptor-interacting factor homolog. The transcript is spliced from 2 exons. Gene Ontology annotation, molecular function: DNA-binding transcription factor activity, RNA polymerase II-specific; RNA polymerase II cis-regulatory region sequence-specific DNA binding. Gene Ontology annotation, cellular component: PcG protein complex; transcription regulator complex. Bases 635 to 2692 code for a protein of 685 amino acids. NCBI's taxonomy places the organism in Eukaryota, Metazoa, Arthropoda, Insecta, Diptera, Drosophilidae. The record is from RefSeq and is a predicted model, not a curated record. Gene Ontology annotation, biological process: regulation of transcription by RNA polymerase II.
ACAGAACGCCGCCGUAUUUACAGCUAAUAAAUGCUUCCCAAACUAGAGGCUAAUAAAAUGCAAUUACUGCAGUGUAAUUGUUAGUAAAAUUGUGUUAAUUAAAGAGUGGAAGUGAGGAGAAUUAGUGAUUUAAACUAUAUAUACCGCCUGAGAUAUACACAAAGCGCGCGCAGGGUUGCAUUGUGGCGCCUGUCGUUGCCUCCUCAGUCGCACACACACACACGCUCAGUGCGAGAGAAAGUAACGAGCCGUUUCUGGAAAAUACAAUUCCGCCAUAUUUACCGGCAAAAUUCAAAAUAUUUACACCGCCCGAGGUGAGCGGGAUCAAGUGGUCAACCGAAUCGAGGAUUAAACCGCCGUUGGGCAGCAGGAGCGUGGCGGGCGGAGCGAGCGGUACGCAUCAUUCGCCGUCUGCCGCCGCCGUCGCCGUCGCACAAUAAACGAUAGGCAAAAAAGGCCACGAAAAGGGGUGGAGGAAAGGAAGAGGAAGAGGGGGCCCAGUACAACAAUACCGACAAAAACAAUCUCGCAGCACGCUCUCGCACACACUCGAAGAUAUACACACACACACACUCACACACGCGCGCGCGGAUACAGACACACAGACAGAGGCACAGACGACGGAGCAGCCGCGAUGACAAGUCAUCAUCAUCACGUCGGCGUUGGCGUUGGUGGGAACUUCCAGCCGCAGCUGCACCAGCUCCGGGCGCCCAUCGUGAAGAAUCUAUCGCUGGCUGCGGCGGCGGUACCGCUGCCCCUGACCUCGGCCCCCUCGUCGGCGUACUACAUCCCAUCGGCGGCGGGCACAAUUGUCGAGCAAGAUCCGUACACAGUUUUGGCGGGCGAUCCGAUGGGCGAGGAAAACGAGAGCUUCCUGAUCGAGGAGAUCAUCGACGACUAUGACGAUGAGGCUAAUAUCGUUGUGGACACCGGCGAGUUCUUCGAGCACUAUGAAUACUAUCCGGUGGAUCGGCUGGACAGGCUCACAUCGGUCACAGUGGCGGCAGCGGAUGCACUGCCGCCGCCUAUCAUCAUGCAGCAGCCCAGCGACGAUGAGGAGUACAUCGAGGAGGAUGGUGAUGGACAGCACAUGACCUCCUCAUGCGACGGCGACGGUGAUGGCGAAGAGGAGGCCGAGCAGGACGAUGGGGCUUCCACGCCGGCCAUGACAAAUGCCUUUGAGAUCGCAUCCGAGAUGCUGACCACCAUCGAGGCCACCAACAUCAAGGAGGAGCAGCUGGAGAGUGACUUCUACAUGAAAGCAGCCGAGGAUUCAAACAGCUCCAAUGGUCAAUUGCAAGACUUUAAGCUAUUCGGUAGCAGUCGCGUGGAGAGGCCCAUUGGGAAUUCGGCCGCGAAGCGCUGGAAGCAAACAAAGGUACCCAUACGCAUUACCCAGGACGAGUUCAAUGUCACCCUGUGGUCAUCGCUAAACUCGGAGGAUGAGGAAGAGGAGGAGGAGUUGGAGGAACCACCGGGCUCUGCAGCCACCACAUCCGUGACAUCCGCCUCCGCCGCCCAGAACGAGGGCACCACCAGCAUGCCAAAGCUAAUUAUUGACGAGCGCAUCCACGAUGUGCUGAGCGAUGGCAUUGGCAACGAGUACGUCAUCCUGCCCGAUCCAUUCAGUGCCUCUGCGGUCACGGACGUGGAGGAGGUGGUGAAUGCAUUUAUGGGCGAUGUCAAGGGCGAGGAGGACAGCCAGCCGCUGAGCGAACAGUUCAUCUAUGCGGACAACCAGCUGGAAGAGGCCUACGGCAAUAUCGAACUAAUCGAGAACAUGCCGAACAAUGUCGAGUUGAUGCAGUCACUGGGACCAGGUCCUACUCCUGUGCCGGUGACGCUAGCAAAGACCAAUGGAUGUGUGACGACUCCGCAGGCGGCUCUCCCAAAAUUAGUGCUACAGAACAGCAGCACCAAUGUGCGACUGAAAAGUGCGGGCAAUCAAACGAAGGUGACCAAGAGGCAACUCACGGCGGCAGCUCAGGUGGCGACACCGACGCCUCCACCGCCCCUGGUGGCUUCCAGCAAUUCAGCCCGACCGCGGCCCACAAUAGUCAGCAAAUCACCAGCAGCAAUACCGGCGAAUCAGUCGACUGGCAAUCAAACGGGAGCAGCUAGCGCCGCCGCCGAGGAGGAUGAGGAGCCCAAGUUUCGCUGCACCCAUCGCGGCUGCAACAAGGAGUUUCGCAACCACUCGGCCAUGCGCAAGCACAUGCACACGCACGGACCACGCGGGCAUGUGUGCAACGUCUGCGGCAAGAGCUUUGUGGAGAGCUCGAAGCUGAAGCGUCACCAGCUGGUGCACACCGGCGAGAAGCCCUUCGAGUGCACUUUCGAGGGCUGCGGCAAGCGCUUCUCGCUGGACUUCAACCUGCGCACCCACGUCCGGAUACACACUGGCGAUCGACCCUACCACUGUCCCAUCGACGGCUGUUCCAAAUGCUUCGCCCAGUCAACGAACCUCAAGUCGCACAUGCUGACGCACACGAAGCCCAAGCGGAAGUGGCCCAGGGCGCCGCAGGUGAAUGUGAACCACCACAACAACAACAACAACAACAAUAACAAUAAGACACCGCUGGUGGCAAGAUACGGACGUCUGGAGUUUGGCGAAGAUCCGCGUCUGGUGUACGUGGAGCAGAACGAGGAGAUGGCGUCGGUGCUGCUGGAUGGCACGUCCCCCACAUCCUAACUAGUAGUGCGCAUAAAUGUAUCGCUGGUAUUGGCCUGAGGUGGCUCCGUCGAGUGACCAGAUUGUACAGUUAGUUGUAGCCAGUUUUUAUCUGUAUCUGUAACCUAACGAGCGGAGCGACAGGACGCGAUUAUCACCUGGUGAACACAUCCGCCUGCUCCCCGCCCCCUAAGUAAUUAGCGUAAGAACUUUUUCUAACAAAAUAGGCUUGCAGUGCAAAAGGAAGUUAGAUGGUAGCCAUUGAUUUAUUUCCUGCAUGGAUGGAAAAACCGGAUAUAAAGCAGUUCUAAGAGUUUAGCUUGUAGCGUAGGCUAAGCGAGCCCCCUCCGUCUCCCUAAAAAAAACCGAACCGCGAACCCCGAAAAAAUCAGCCAAACUGCCCUCCCCCUAUAAACCCCAAAUUCGAUCUGAUCCCAACCGUGUGCGAUCUUCGCUCGAAUAACAAAAAGCGCACGUUCUUUUCUACAAAAAAAAAAAGAAGUAAACUAAUAAGAAAAAUACACAAAACUAGUUCUACCAUAUUCAGUACGCAUACACCAAUAGGCUAUCUAUAUAUUUUUGUAAUGAAUUGUAACACUUAGAGCAUUGAAGUAUGGAUUUAGCAAGUUCAACGUCUGUUGGCGCUAACAAAUAAUUCACAAAUGGAAGCACAUCAGUUAAGUCGGAAUAAACAAGGGAAUACCUCUUCAAAAUUUAACAAUAAUAAACCAAGAAAAC